GCAAGGACGGAUCUAGGUGGGAAGGUGGGCGGGCAGGUCGGCAGUUCCCAGGCCCAGCGCUCAGGCCUGGGAACUGUGGGCGACGGGGCGGAGCCCGGACGGGCCUGCCCAUCCGGAAGAGUUGGGCGUCCGGCCCGCCCCGCUGGGUGAGUAGGGAAGACAGCUGCUUCUUCCUUUUUCCUCUCUGGUCCCUAAGCAGGCCGGAGCUGCGAUUUGGGAAUGUCGAGAUCCGCUUAAGACUGAGGCAGACAUGGUGACAAGCUGGUCUGAGCAGAACCAGAACUGAGCUCAGCUGGGAGCACACCCUGGAGCAACCUGGAUUCCUCUGGGGGGUCCAGCAGCCGCAGGCAGCCAUGCACUGCCCAGUCACAUUCCUGCUCAUCGUCCUGGCCAGUGGGGCUGAGGCCUUUCGCAUCUGUGCCUUCAAUACCCAGCGGCUGACACUGGCCAAGGUAGCCAGGGAGCAAGUGAUGGACACCUUAGUUCAGAUCCUGGCUCGCUGUGACAUCAUGGUACUGCAGGAGGUGGUGGACUCUUCUGGCAGCGCCAUCCCCCUCCUGCUUCGAGAACUCAACCGAUUUGGUGGCUCCGGGCCUUACAAGUCCCUGAGUAGCCCCCUGCUGGGGCGCAGUACAUAUAUGGAGAAGUAUGUGUACGUCUAUCGGUCACACAAGACACAGGUCCUGAAUUACUACGUGUACAACGACAAGGAUGAUCUCUUUGCCCGGGAGCCCUUUGUGGCCCAGUUCACUUUGCCCAGCAAGGUCCUUCCUAGCCUGGUGCUGGUCCCGCUGCAUACUACUCCUAAGGCCGUAGAGAAGGAGCUGAACGCCCUAUACGACGUGUUUCUCCAUGUCUCCCAGCACUGGCAGAGCAAGGAUAUGAUCUUGCUCGGGGACUUCAAUGCUGAUUGUGCUUCACUGGCAAAAAAACGCCUGGAUGAGCUGGUACUGCGGACCGAGCCAGGCUUCCACUGGGUGAUUGCCGAUGGGGAAGACACCACAGUUCGGGCCAGCACCCACUGCGCCUACGACCGCAUUGUGCUGCAUGGGGAGCGCUGCCAGAGCCUGCUCCAGGCCGCUGCCACCUUUGACUUCCCCAGGAGCUUCCAGCUCACCGAGGAGGAGGCCCUCAACAUCAGUGACCACUACCCUGUGGAGGUGGAGCUGAGCCAGGCAGUGCACAGCGUCCAGCCCCUCAGCCUGGCUACUUUUGCUGCUGCCGUAGCUGCUGCUCUGUCAUUCCUGCCCACUCAGCUAAGCCCUGGGCCCUGAACCUCCCAGGGCCUGCUGCUGCCCAGAUAUGACACUGCCUUUAAGACUCUCAAACCUUGUCCUCCCCCAUCCAUCCUGCCCUGGGGCUGAAGCAACUCCUGAGAGCCUUCAACUGCAACCCUCCUCCACAUGACUGUAGCCUUCAUCUGCCUUUUGUUUGGUUUGGCUUUUGUUGUUCUUUGGUUGGGCUUGUGCCUGGUAUUAGGAAAGGAAGCCAGGGGCCCUGAGGCUGGACCCAUGCUGUCCCUACCCAGGUAGUGUUAGGAGUGGAUACAAAGCAGGCUCCAGGGCUGGGGGAGGGGCAGAGAGGGCCCAGGAGGCAUCUUAGCUAAACUCCUGCAAGGCUCAGAAAGGGGAAUAACGGAAGAGAUUUUAUAUGACAGAAUAGAAACUCAGAGAACAAAAAGCCAGAUUGGAAGGAUAUUUUGUUUGUAGCAGAUAUGCCAACAGGCUACCUUUAUGGUAUACAGGACUCACGAAUCAAUAGGAAAACAUUAAGACACUAGUAAAUAUUAAUAAAAGGAGAGAUAAGCAGUUACACACAAAAAAA
Messenger RNA from Microcebus murinus (gray mouse lemur), 1824 nucleotides. RefSeq names its product deoxyribonuclease 1 like 1 (gene DNASE1L1). Gene Ontology annotation, biological process: DNA catabolic process. Gene Ontology annotation, molecular function: deoxyribonuclease I activity; DNA binding. The record is from RefSeq and is a predicted model, not a curated record. Gene Ontology annotation, cellular component: nucleus. Lineage: Eukaryota; Metazoa; Chordata; Mammalia; Primates; Cheirogaleidae.